AUGCGCCAUCGGACUAAUCCGGAGAACCCAAUCACCGAUUCCAUCUUCGUCGCCGAUAACACCACCACCUUCUUGUCAUCUUACGUGUCCUACACGAAAAACAAGAGGUUCUUGAGCCCUAACUUCAAAAGCCUACUAGCCAUCGUGGCGGCAAAACAUGUAUCUCAUGUUCAGGCCACGGUGGUGUGCGCAAAGUCCAACGGUAUCCAGAUCCGUAUCCGAAGUGGCGGCCAUGACUACGAGGGCCUUUCUUACAUGUCGUCUGUGCCAUUUGUAAUUCUCGAUAUGUUCAAUCUUAGGUCUAUUACUGUUGACGUGUCGAGCAAGAAAGCUUGGGUUCAAGCUGGUGCGACCUUGGGAGAGGUCUACACAAAGAUCACUGACGCGAGGAGCACGCUAGCGUUCCCGGCCGGAGUUUGCGCUACGGUAGGAGCUGGAGGACACAUCAGCGGUGGAGGGUACGGAAAUCUGAUGAGAAAAUACGGAAUCACAGUGGAUCAUGUCGUUGAUGCUCAAUUAGUUGAUGUCAACGGCAAGCUCUUGAAUCGAGCUACCAUGGGAGAGGAUCUCUUUUGGGCGAUUCGCGGCGGUGGUGGUGGGAGUUUCGGAGUUAUCCUCUCUUGGAAACUCAACCUCGUCGAGGUUCCAAAGAUCCUCACAGUGUUUAAGGUUAACAAAACAUUGGAACAAGGAGGCACUGAUGUUCUCUACAAGUGGCAGCUUGUAGCUACCCAAUUCCCUGAAACUCUUUUCAUCAGAGCAAUGCCUCAGGUCGUAAAUGGAACGAAACGUGGAGAGAGAACCAUCGCGGUUGUAUUCUAUGCUCAGUUCUUGGGUCGAACCGAUGAGCUGAUGGCGAUAAUGAACCAGAGCUUGCCUGAAUUAGGGCUAAAACGUGAAGAUUGUCAAGAAAUGAGCUGGCUUAACACGACGUUGUUUUGGGCCGAUUAUCCGGCCGGUACACCGACAAGCAUUCUUUUAGACAGACCAUCGAGCCCCGGAGAUUUUUUCAAGAGCAAAUCAGAUUACGUCAAGAAACCAAUUCCUAAGGAAGGAAUGGAGAAGCUUUGGAAAAGAAUGCUGAAAUUCAACAAUGUUGUGUGGAUGCAAUGGAACCCUUACGGUGGCGUGAUGGACCGAAUUCCGUCGACCGCCACGGCGUUUCCUCACCGGAAAGGAAACUUGUUCAAGAUUCAAUACUUUACGACAUGGUUGGACGCAAACGCCACAGAGACUAGUCUGAAUAUGAUGAGGGAGUUUUAUAAAAUUGCGGAACCGUACGUCUCAAGUAACCCGAGAGAGGCGUUCUUUAAUUACAGAGACAUUGAUGUUGGAAGCAAUCCGAGUGGUGAGACAAACGUUGAUGAAGCUAAGAUCUAUGGAUCAAAGUAUUUCUUGGGAAAUUUGAAAAGAUUGAUGGAAGUUAAAGCGAAGUAUGAUCCUGAAAAUUUCUUCAAGAAUGAGCAGAGUAUUCCUCCUGCUCGUGUAAUGUAG
Molecule: messenger RNA, 1494 nt
Organism: Thlaspi arvense
Lineage: Eukaryota; Viridiplantae; Streptophyta; Magnoliopsida; Brassicales; Brassicaceae
Source: the annotation of a GenBank genome assembly